AUGGCCCAUGGUACCAAAUUGGCAGAGCGCAAGAGGCGCACUCGAAAUGGGUGUCUCAACUGCAGCCGUAGACGGCGAAAAUGUGAUGAAGUCAAGCCAGCAUGUACUGGCUGUAAUCGUCGCGGGGAAGAUUGUCAAUGGCGCAUACUUGGUUCAUUUCGUGAUGCGAAUAUUAAGGUGUUGGAAUCGAAUCACCCCUCCAUGAGUCAGGGAGGGGCUGUCAGCAAUAAUAAACGUCAAAGCAAAUUCAAGAUAUUGAAUAACUUGUCAAAUAUGCCCCGCACGAGGGGCACUAAACGGCAGUUUGAAACAGAGACGGUUCUGGAUCUGAGUUUAAAUCUCAAUCAGUCAGAACCGCCCUGUUUGUCUCCAUCUCCAUCACCCUCAAAGACCAACGAUGUUGCGCCCCCACCUGAUGUCGCCAACGAAGGUCAUCAAAUUCACUCGCCUGGAACUGCAACUCAUAGUCCCGGUACCAAUCCUGGCCAGACUCAGGGGUUGUCGCCGCCGCUGUCUGGCCAUGAAUCUACGCACCAUAUUAACAAUCAGCAAAGUGUUGGUCGGAUUGAUCUACACGCCGGCAAUAUACAGGAACAGUAUCCGAGCGAUAUCCAGUGUCACUUUGAGCCACAUUCUUUACACGACGAUGCCUCCUCUAAUGCCUAUCUGAAUUCCAGCCCGGAAUUUGUGAUAGAUGACCUAGCGACACUCCCAAAUCUUACAAAUGGCCCACAUUUCCAGCCUUCAGUGUCAGGCUCAUUUCAAUCUCAUUCACCUAUAUUCAAUCACGGUAUUUUUUCAGAUCCGGCGGACUUCACAAACGAUGUCUUUCUUCCUGGCUCUACCUACGAAGCGCUCCAUACCACCCUACGAAAUCGCCAACUAUGGACUGCAAGACCUGACGUCACAAACCUGUGUAGUCCCCGGGGCUCGAUAUCUCACCUUCAUACACCCACGCCAUUCAGCGACUCGGAUACCUUCAGCAGGUCAGGAAGAGAGUCACGGCGCUCAAGAUCCGGAAGAUUCAUUGAUCUCUCCCCUGAGCGGGAACAUAUCCUUUGGCAGAACUACUUGAAUGAAAUUUGCUCAUGGCUCGACAUGUUUGAUAACAACCAUCACUUCGCUUCUACUUUUCCCCAGAUGGCGAAGACAUCACCGCAUCUUCGCUACUCCAUUCUUGCACUAUCAGCGCGGCAACUCGAAAGAUUGCAGAAUGAAAAGUCUCAGUCAGAAAGCUUGUCGCUUUACCAGGAGGCUAUACACCUUCUACUGCCGGCGUUGGAAAACAAAACAACGCCCGUCAUUGCUUCUUGUGUUAUUCUGUGCGUCUUGGAAAUGCUGAGCUGUAAUCCCAAAGAAUGGCGCCGUCAUCUAGAUGGCUGUGCGUAUCUUAUUCAGGCAGCUGGUAUCAAUGGGUUCUCCGGAAAAGAAGAGCAGGCGCUGUUCUGGUGCUUUGCGAGAAUGGACCUUUGCGGUGGCCUCAUAUCAGAGGAAGAGACUAUCAUCCCGAUUCAUAAUUGGAGGCCGCGGGAUAUGAGUUGCGUAGAAGCAUCUCUGCUGUUUCUGUCUUCGGCAAAAAACAACUUCGAUGCAUAUGCCAAUUACACCGUUUAUCUUUGUGCAGAGACACUUGGAGUUCUUUUUGGCGGGUCGAAAACUGCCCAUCCCUGUACCUCAUGCCCAUCAUCCACAGACGAAGAAGGAAACUCGUAUAUACAUCGUUGGCAGGAAGUAUUUCGCCAUGCAGAGCUGUGGUAUGAGAAUCGGCCCAGUCAGAUGAAACCCGUUUUCACGGUCGCAGUCGCUACACCCGGGUACACCGGGAAAGACAGGCCAUUCCCCACAGUUCUAUACGGGAAUGGAGAUGCUAUCUCUGGCAACCAGCUUUACCACGUUUGCGCUCUCUUAUUACUUCAACGAAAACCCAAGACAUUGAAGCUUUCGAAGAAACCGAAAUCGGUUUUAUGGCAUGCUCGGCAGAUUUGUGCUAUAUCUGCUUCGAAUGCACACCAUGGCUGCUGGACCAAUGCACUUCAGCCUCUCUGGAUUGCCGGGAAGGUAAUGUCGCACUACUCUGAGCAUGCAGCUAUCGUGGAUACCUUGAUCCGGAUCGAGCAUGAGACUGGAUGGGCUACUGCAUGGCGUGUCGAAGAUUUGAAGGAGUUCUGGGGCGAUUAUGAUAAUGAUGAGUGCGAUAUGGACAUGGAGUGA
Messenger RNA from Penicillium verhagenii, 2211 nucleotides. RefSeq names its product Zn(II)2Cys6 transcription factor. The record is from RefSeq and is a predicted model, not a curated record. The coding region runs from base 1 to 2211 and encodes 736 amino acids. NCBI's taxonomy places the organism in Eukaryota, Fungi, Ascomycota, Eurotiomycetes, Eurotiales, Aspergillaceae. Gene Ontology annotation, biological process: positive regulation of transcription by RNA polymerase II. Gene Ontology annotation, molecular function: zinc ion binding; DNA-binding transcription factor activity, RNA polymerase II-specific; transcription cis-regulatory region binding. The transcript has 7 exons. Gene Ontology annotation, cellular component: nucleus.